Molecule: messenger RNA, 1931 nt
Organism: Paramecium primaurelia
Lineage: Eukaryota; Ciliophora; Oligohymenophorea; Peniculida; Parameciidae
Source: the annotation of a GenBank genome assembly
AUGUAAAAGUACGAGGUUCUUGGUAUAAUAGGAAAAGGUUCUUAUGGUGUAGUACUCAAAGGAUAAAAUAAGGAGACAGGAGAAGUAGAGAAAUUUAAUAAUUUAGAUAGUAGCAAUAAAAUAAUAUAUUGGUUCAGAAGAAGAUGAAAGUAUUAAAAAAACAAUCUUGAGAGAAGUUAAACUAUUGAAGAUGUUAAAUCAUGAUAAUAUUGUUAAAAUCAAAGAGGCAUUUAGAAGGUAUUGUAUAAUCAAUUAUUUAUAGAAAAGGCAAACUUUAUGUAGUAUUAGAAUAUGUAGAAAAAAACUUAUUAGAAUUACUUGAAGAAAAACCAAAUGGUUUAGAUGUAAUAUUCAAUUACAAUUCUAGCCCGAAUUAACAAGAAGAUUUAUUUAUCAAUUAUGCUUAGCAAUUGCUUAUUGUCAUUCUCUUGAAAUAUUGCAUAGAGAUAUAAAACCUGAAAACCUAUUGGUUAGUGAUUAGAUGGUUUUAAAAGUUUGUGAUUUUGGUUUUGCAAGACUUAUUCCAUAAAAAUAAGGAUAAUUAACUGAUUAUGUUGCAACUAGAUGGUAUAGAGCACCAGAAUUAUUAUUGGGAGAUGAAUAUGGUAAAGGAGUUGAUAUUUGGGCUAUUGGAUGUAUAAUGGCUGAAUUAACUGAUGGGUAACCCUUAUUUCAAGGCUAAACUGAAAUGGAUCAAUUAUAUUUGAUUUGUAAAGUUUAAAUUAGUUUGAUAUUUCAUAGUUGUUGGGUCCUUUAACUAGUGAAUAAAAGGAAGCUUUUUUAAAGAAUCCUCGUUAUGUGGGAAUGAAAUUUCAUGAAAUUACCAAACCAGACACAAUAGAAAAAAAGUUUUAAUCUAAACUUUCUUUAAAAGCCAUAUCAUUUAUAAAAGGUUUAUUGAAAAUGGAUCCUAGUAAGAGAAUGACUGCAUUUGAGGCUUUAGAACAUCCUUACUUUGAUGGCAUGAGAGAUGAUUAAUAUUAUUAGUUUUUAAAAGAAUUAAGAGACAAAGAAUAAAUUCCAAAAGAUAGAAUACAAUCUGCAAAUAAAUUAGCUGCCAAAUAGACUCAAUAAGUCAAUUAAUAAUAAUAAUAGAUACAAUAAUAAUAAGUAUUAUCAUAAUAAAAAGAUAAUUUAACAAGCAAUAAAAGAAAUGAUAAAUCAAAUGAAAGGUAUAUUUUAAUAAUAUUUUUUAUAGAAAAACAUAAUAAAAAGGUAAUAAUAACAUAUCUGUAGAGAGAGUAAAUAACUUUGUUAAACCUGCACCAAUUAAAACAGGAGAAAAAAAUACAGUAGAUUAUAAUCCUAUUAUUUAGCCUUCUUAGGAAUCUAAAUCGAUGCCUAAAAAAGAUGUAAAUUCAUAAUUAGGAUUCUUGUAAAAGAAUGUAAUCAUUGGAUAUUAAGAAGGAUAAUUUGAUAAUUUCUUAUAAAAUAAAAUGGCCUAAAAUUAUAAUUAUGAAAUACCUGAAAAUGAUUUAAAUAAUUCAAUUGAAGGAGAGAAAAAGUCAAUGAACCUUAGAGUAAGAGCAAAGAAAAAAUCAUUUAAUCCUGAUUUAAAUGAAGAUGAUUAAACAACAAUCAUAAAAUUAAAACGAAAAGAACAAUAAUAAUAAUAAUAAUAAUAAUAAUAAUAAUUUUAAUAAUAAAUUCCUGUUUAUUAAGUUAAAAAGAAAUCUACUUAACUCAGAUAAAACUUUUAUCCUACUGAUGAAUAUUCAGGAGAUGAAUAGGAAGUGUAUUAAUCAAAAGAACUUCUGAAUAUUCAAAAAGGCUAAAAAUAACAAAUGUAAUAGUAAUACAAUUAUAAUAUUGGAGAAUGUAGGAAUACUUUGGAAGAUUAAGAUAGGAAUUUAAAUAUUGUGUAUAACAACAUAACUUAUAAUUAUAAUAUCAACAAUUCUCCUGGUUGGAUUAAUAAAAAAAGAAAUUGA